CUCUAUCAAUCAAGUCUUAAGAAGUGAACGGCUUGUUAAAUUAACAAGUUACAAAAUAGAGUACUUAGUCGUAGAGUUUUUUUUUUUGUGAAAAUUAGUUGUGGAGUUAUAAUUAUUAAAAUUUUAAAGUGUAUGUAUAUGCAUAAACCUCCAACAGAACUAUUUUUUUUUUAGUUUUGCCAGCCCUCUAAAACAACUAUCUGUGGGCGUUAAAACUGCAUGUGGUUAUAUGAUAUUAUAUAUUAUUUAAAUCUUUCGUCUUUUUAUCUUAGAUCAUUUCCAAUGUAUUUUGCUAUUUUCAUCUUUAAAAUAGAGGAACUCUAUAAUAGAGAUGAGAUAUGCUCUAAUGUAUUCCCAUAAAAUAGCAAUCUCUAAAUGUAGAGUAAAAAAUAAAGGAAUGCUAUUUCUUUCUCUAUAAAUAGAGGAAAAAAUAGAGAUCUCUAUUAUAGAGGAAGAAAUAGAGGUGAGUUGGAGCAAUUUCACUUUUAAAUGUUAUUAUAGAGGUGGAAAUAGCUAUGGAUUGGAGAUGCUAUUAAUCCCACAAAAAGUCUUUGGUGGAGAAAACAAAUCCAUUAAAAUCUUCAUAUAGAUUUCUUUCAUUAUUUUAUCCAUUAGUACCAAAGUCCCUCUCUCUUUCUCGUUGUCUUCUUAGCAAUAGAAUUAUACUUUAAUUCCUCAAAACUUGCUUGGUCCGUAACUCAAAGCUAGAUGCAGUUUUAAUUUUAUUUUCCUUUUCGAAUAUAACCCCCUUUUUUACUUCUCCUCCAUUUGCAAGCUCAUAGACAACUCUCACCAUAGAGAAUUAAUCUUAUAAGAAAAAGAACACAAAACAAUCCAAUGGGUGUGGUAACAGAGUCACAGUUCCAUGUUUUGGCGGUUGAUGAUAGUCUCUUUGAUCGGAAAAUGAUAGAGAGAUUGCUGCAAAAGUCUUCCUGUCAAGUAACUACAGUUGAUUCAGGCUCUAAAGCUCUCGAGCUUCUUGGUUUGAGAGAAAGCAAUGAGAGUGACGACCCAAAUGCUACUUCUACAUCACCUGAAGUUGAAAUAAAUCUUAUAAUUACAGAUUACUGUAUGCCUGGCAUGACUGGUUAUGAUUUGCUCAAGAGAGUUAAGGAAUCAGCUGCAUUUAGAAGCAUUCCCGUUGUAAUAAUGUCAUCUGAGAACGUUCCUGCUAGAAUCUCCAGAUGUCUGGAAGAAGGAGCUGAGGAGUUUUUCUUGAAACCAGUAAAGUUAGCUGAUCUCACCAAGUUGAAACCUCAUAUGAUGAAAACCAAGUUGAAGAAAGAAAGUGAAAAACCAGCAGAAGAAGUGAAACCGGAGAUAGAAGAAGAAGAAUCGCCAGUGAUUGAAAUCUUGACUCUCCAUCAAGAACUUGAAUCCGAGCAACAAGAACCAAUGUUGAGUAAUAAUAAGAGGAAAGCAAUGGAAGAAGCGAUAUCUACUGGUCGAUCACGUCCUAAAUACAACGAUAUCACAACAUCAGUCUGACUGGGUGUGAUCUGAUAAGUUUUUUCUCAAAACUUUGCUUCAGAGUUUUUGUUAGGUUAUUUGUAGGAAUGCUUCUUCUGGUAGUAAAUACAGGUUGCCAUAAAAAUGAAGCAGGGGGGGGGGU
Molecule: messenger RNA, 1612 nt
Organism: Brassica napus (rape)
Lineage: Eukaryota; Viridiplantae; Streptophyta; Magnoliopsida; Brassicales; Brassicaceae
Product: two-component response regulator ARR8-like
Exons: 5
Coding region: 838-1488 (216 amino acids)
Biological process (GO): phosphorelay signal transduction system; cytokinin-activated signaling pathway
Source: RefSeq, a predicted model, not a curated record